This is a messenger RNA of Monodelphis domestica (gray short-tailed opossum), 5905 nucleotides long. RefSeq lists its product as uncharacterized. The record is from RefSeq and is a predicted model, not a curated record. NCBI's taxonomy places the organism in Eukaryota, Metazoa, Chordata, Mammalia, Didelphimorphia, Didelphidae. Gene Ontology annotation, molecular function: protein binding; translation initiation factor activity; mRNA binding. Gene Ontology annotation, cellular component: eukaryotic translation initiation factor 4F complex.
AUGAGUUACUACUACCAGAACGUCCCGCCUGCCACAUUCAUCUGCUCCGUCCCUGCACCUGAUGGUUGCACGAAUUAUUACUGGACCCACUGGUAUCCAAUACAGCCAGCAUUCCCCGGCUUCGCUCCUGCACCAAGCCCAAAUGUAUCUGAGACCCCCGCGCAGGGUCCACCUGCUGCGGCUGUUCCAGAACCGAGCCACCAGCUACAGCACCACAGGACUGCCUCCACAAGGGAACGGAAUAUUAUUCGGAUCCGAGAUCCCAACCAGGAAGGUAAGGAUGUCACCGAAGAGAUCUUGGCUGAAGCCAGGCGCCUCUCUACUCUCACUCCUCCCCAGACAAGAGGUCCGGAGGCUAACCCGGAGACUCCCCAGCUUGCUGCCAUAGUUAGCCCAGACGAGGGACUUCAGGGAGCUACAGGUGGGGACCCACCAGGGGUUGACCGAGAGCACAGCGCCUCAGACUCUCCUUCCCAGACGUCCUCCCCUUCGCAAGCCGCUUUACCCGAGCCUGAGCAAAGCUGUUCAGUCCUGUCCAUUACUGAGGCCCCGGUGACAGCCACCGAGCUAAUACAGAGGGCACUUAAGGAGCCUGCCCACCCCAUUGCCCAGGAAGCCCCGGAGCUGCCUUGCCCUGAAGUGACAGAAGUGACCAGUCCUGCAUCAGCCCCUGAGCCUGACCCUGCCCAGGCUUUCAGCCUCCUCCAGCCUCCAAACACUGAUGUUUUUCCGGAGCCCAAAGGUGAGACCCCUAAGGAGGAGCCAGAGACCCAACUAGAGUUGGGCCAGGCUGCAGCACAUCCAGUGGCGCCACUCUCACCAGAUUGUCCCCAAGAAUUCAAACUAGAAGUUCCCACUGCCCAGGGACCAAACGGGGUCCCGCUUCCCCAGGCCAUGCACCUGAAUCCUAUUUUGGAGUUUGACGAGGUCCGGGCAUCUAAUAGUUUUGAGAAACCAGCCACCCAAAAGAAGGAAACAUCUGGGCCAAAGAAGAGUUCGAGAAACAAGAAAACAAAGACCAAGGCGGCAAACAAGGCUAAACAGUCUCGGGCAGAGACUACCCCAGCUCCAGGACAGCAAUGCCUCCCUCCUCGCCCUGAGAACUCUAAUACCCCAGGAAGCCCUGUGUGCCCUUCGAGUCCCGCGAAACCCGGCAUCCUGGAGCGCCCUUCCAGCCAUGCUAAAUGCCCUUCGAGUCCCGCGAAACCUGGCAGCCCUGAGCGACCUUCCAGCCCCCCCGCGAAACCUGGCAGCCCUGAGCGACCUUCCAGCCCCGUGAAAGGCCCCUCGAGUCCCGCGAAACCUGGCAGCCCUGAGCGACCUUCCAGCCCCGCGAAACCUGGCAGCCCUGAGCGACCUUCCAGCCCCGCGAAACUCCCUUCGAGUCCCGCGAAACCUGGCAGCCCUGAGCGACCUUCCAGCCCCGCGAAACCUGGCAGCCCUGAGCGACCUUCCAGCCCCGUGAAAGGCCCCUCGAGUCCCGCGAAACCUGGCAGUCCUGAGCGACCUUCCAGCCCCGCGAAAUGCCCCUCGAGUCCCGCGAAACCUGGCAACCCUGAGCGACCUUCCAGCCCCGCGAAACUCCCUUCGAGUCCCGCGAAACCUGGCAGCCCUGAGCGACCUUCCAGCCCCGUGAAAUGCCCCUCGAGUCCCGCGAAACCUGGCAGCCCUGAGCGACCUUCCAGUCCCGCGAAACUCCCUUCGAGUCCCGCGAAACCUGGCAGCCCUGAGCGACCUUCCAGCCCCGUGAAAUACCCCUCGAGUCCCGCGAAACCUGGCAGCCCUGAGCGACCUUCCAGUCCCGCGAAACUCCCUUCGAGUCCCGCGAAACCUGGCAGCCCUGAGCGACCUUCCAGCCCCGCGAAACCUGGCAGCCCUGAGCGACCUUCCAGCCCCGUGAAAGGCCCUUCGAGUCCCGCGAAACCUGGCAGCCCUGAGCGACCUUCCAGCCCCGUGAAAGGCCCUUCGAGUCCCGCGAAACCUGGCAGCCCUGAGCGACCUUCCAGCCCCGUGAAAUGCCCCUCGAGUCCCGCGAAACCUGGCAGUCCUGAGCGACCUUCCAGCCCCGUGAAAUGCCCCUCGAGUCCCGCGAAACCUGGCAACCCUGAGCGACCUUCCAGCCCCGUGAAAUGCCCCUCGAGUCCCGCGAAACCUGGCAGCCCUGAGCGACCUUCCAGUCCCGCGAAACUCCCUUCGAGUCCCGCGAAACCUGGCAGCCCUGAGCGACCUUCCAGCCCCGUGAAAUGCCCCUCGAGUCCCGCGAAACCUGGCAGCCCUGAGCGACCUUCCAGUCCCGCGAAACUCCCUUCGAGUCCCGCGAAACCUGGCAGCCCUGAGCGACCUUCCAGCCCCGCGAAACCUGGCAGCCCUGAGCGACCUUCCAGCCCCGUGAAAUGCCCCUCGAGUCCCGCGAAACCUGGCAGCCCUGAGCGACCUUCCAGCCCCGUGAAAUGCCCCUCGAGUCCCGCGAAACCUGGCAGCCCUGAGCGACCUUCCAGUCCCGCGAAACCUGGCAUCCCUGAGCGACCUUCCAGUCCCGCGAAACGUGGCAGCCCUGAGCGACCUUCCAGUCCCGCGAAACGUGGCAGCCCUGAGCGACCUUCCAGUCCCGCGAAACGUGGCAGCCCUGAGCGACCUUCCAGCUCCGCAAAACCUGGCAGCCCUGAGCGACCUUCCAGCUCCGCAAAACCUGGCAGCCCUGAGCGACCUUCCAGCUCCGCAAAACCUGGCAGCCCUGAGCGACCUUCCAGCCCCGCGAAACCUGGCAGCCCUGAGCGACCUUCCAGCCCCGUGAAAUGCCCCUCGAGUCCCGCGAAACCUGGCAGCCCUGAGCGACCUUCCAGCCCCGUGAAAGGCCCUUCGAGUCCCGCGAAACCUGGCAGCCUUGAGCGCCCUUCCAGCCCCGCGAAACUUGGAAGCCCGAAGCCUGAAAAAACAGAGGAAAAGGAAAACAACCUGUCUGAUGGACAGAAGCCUUUCAAUACCAGGGAGAGGAAGCGGUAUGAGCGGGUGUUCCUGCUUGGAUUACGGUUCCUUUCUGUCAGUCUUCGGAAGCCCGAGGGCCUACCUCAAAUCAAGGACGUGGUGCUGGAGGAGGCAAACCAAAGGCCUCUGAGGCCGCUAGACCCGGCCGGCCUAACUAGCAUGGACUGUGGUCUUGAUUUCACCCCGUCUUUUGUCAAGCUGGAUGGGCCCAAAUUCAACAAUGGAGGCCCCUUUAGGGGACGUCCCGGCCAGGGGCCAUCGGCAGGCUUUGGGCCCUGGCGCUCCCAACCUGCUCUUCAGAAGGAACAGCGGAAGAUUUUCGCCCCAGUCUUGCUCAGUGAGGCUGUAAAACUUAAUAGAGCCGAGAAAGCCUGGAAGCCCAGUAGCAAGUGUGACCGAGUUGGAGAUACUGAGGACCUGUUUCGAAGGGUGCGCUCUAUUCUAAACAAGCUGACUCCCGAAAUGUUUCAGCAGCUGCUGAAGCAAGUCCAGCAGCUGGCCAUAGACACAGAGGAGCGCCUCAAAGGGGUCAUCGACCUCAUCUUCGAGAAGGCCAUCUCGGAGCCCAACUUUGCUGUGUCCUAUGCCAACAUGUGCCACUGCCUCAUGGGACUGAAGGUGCCCAGGACAGACAAGCCCGAGGUCACCAUCAAUUUCAGGAAGCUCCUGCUAACCAGAUGCCAGAAGGAGUUUGAGAAAGAUAAAAACGACAAUAAAGAGUUUGAAAAAAAGCAGAAAGAGAUGAAUGAGGCGGCUAUGGCAGAGGAAAGAAGCCGCCUAAAAGAGGAGCUAGAAGAGGCCCAAGGAAAAGCCAGGAGACGCUCCCUGGGCAACAUGAAAUUCAUUGGAGAACUGUUUAAGCUGAAGAUGCUGACCGAGGCCAUCAUGCACGACUGCGUGGCCAAGUUAUUGAAGAACCCCGAUGAGGAGUCCCUGGAGUGCCUCUGCGGUCUGCUUACCACCGUUGGCAAAAGCCUUGACUUGGGGAAGUCCAAGGCCCUCGUGGAUGAAUACUUCAAGAAAAUGAAAAAGAUUAUAAAAGAGAAGAAAACUUCGUCCAGAAUCCGCUUUAUGUUGCAGGAUGUGCAGGAUCUCCGCAGAAGCAGCUGGGUGCCCCGCCGGGGAGACCAAGGUCCCAAGACCAUCGGCCAGAUUCACCAGGAGGCUGAGAGGGAGCAACAUGAGGAACAGAUCAAAGUCCAGCAGCUUAUGGCUAUGGGUGGGAACAAGUGCCAGGGCCCUCCGCGGUCUCCCUCACGAAGCCGAAAGGGUUUGAUUCCGGAUGAGGAAGGCUGGAAUACGGUCCCUAUCAGCAAAGGUAACGCACUCAGACCCAUUGAUGUCUCCCGGAUCGCCAAAAUCACUAAGCCCGGAUCCUCGGACUCGGACAACCUACUCUUCGUUCCUGGAGGUCGCCUGAGCUGGGGCAAGGGUAGCAGUGGGAGCAAGGGAGCCAAGAGCCCCGAGACAGCCGGACCCUCCACCGGCAUCUCGAACCGUUUCUCAGCCCUUGAACAUUUAGCUUCGUCAAAGAGCACAGACCAGACGACUGAGAAGGUGCAAAAGGGGAGUGUGAGCUGGAAAUGCAGCGAGAAAGGUGGGGAUCGAGGAAGUGGCCUGGAGCAUAGUCAGUCGAGAGAAGAGCUUGGGGGCCCGGCUCAAGCCGUCAGCCAGAAGGCCGAGAAGGGAAGUCUAGAGCGACUUCUCCAACCAGAGGGUCUCCGCAGGGCAGCCGACCUGACCGAGGAUAGGGACAGCAGUCAGAACGCAGUGAAACAGGAGAAAGUGGACACAGCCAGCCCUUCCAAGGCCGCACUGUCUGAAGAAGACCUAGCGAAGAAGUCGAAGGCUAUCAUUGAGGAGUUCCUGCAUCUCAGCGACGUGAAAGAAGCUGUCCAGUGUGUGCAGGAACUGGCCUCCCCGUCACUGCUCUUCAUUUUUGUUCGGGAAGGUAUCGAAGCGACCCUGGAGCGCAGCACCGAGGCCCGCGAACAUAUGGGCCAACUGUUGCACCAGCUCCUCUCUGGUCACCUCACUACCCUCCAGUACUAUCGAGGGCUCCGCGAGAUCCUGGAAGUGGCCGAAGACAUGGAGAUCGAUAUCCCCCACGUGUGGCUGUACUUGGCAGAACUGGUGACACCCAUCCUUCGGGAAAGUAAGGUGCCCAUGGGGGAGUUUUUCAGGGAGAUCUCAAAGCCGCUGAAACCCUUAGGCAAAGCGUCUUCCUUGCUGCUGGAGAUCUUGGGACUCCUGUGCAAAAGUGUGGGUCGUGAAAAGGUCGGGGAGCUGUGGCAAGAGGCUGGCCUCAGCUGGAAGGAAUUCCUACCUGAGGACCAGGACGUCCAAGCCUUCGUCAUUGAGCAGAAAGUGGAAUACACACUGGGAGAGGAGACCGGGCCUGGCAGCCAGCGGGAGCUGUCCCCUGAGGAGCUCAGCCAGCAGCUGAAGGAGCUGCUUCAAGAGAGCCCCAGCAACCAGCGACUCAGUGACUGGGUCGAGUCCAAGCUGAGCGAGCAGCAGAUGGCUCCAGAUACUUUGGUGUGUGCGCUCACCACAGCCGUCUGCUCUUCCGCCAUCAUUUUCGAGUCCCCGCUGCGGCUGGAUGCGGCCUUGCUGAAACCUCGCUCGAAGCUUCUGCAGAAAUACUUAAGCGACGAAAAGAAGGAGGUGCAGGCUCUCUCCGCCCUCCAGACCCUUGUGGAGACCCUGGAGCCCUCAGCCAACCUACUAAGCGCGUUCUUCCACGUUCUCUACGAUGAGCAAGUGGUCAAAGAGGAAGCCUUCUACAGCUGGAAGAGCAAGCAGGAUCCAACUGAACAACUGGACAAGGAAGCUGCCCUCACGUCUGUCACCGCCUUCUUCAACUCCCUACGUGAGGCCAGGGACCAACUGGAGCAUCAGUGAGGAUAGGGACGGCUAU